Molecule: messenger RNA, 4562 nt
Organism: Gavialis gangeticus (Gharial)
Lineage: Eukaryota; Metazoa; Chordata; Crocodylia; Gavialidae
Gene: ATOSA
Product: family with sequence similarity 214 member A
Exons: 12
Coding region: 397-3657 (1086 amino acids)
Source: RefSeq, a predicted model, not a curated record
CCGGAGCGAGGGGCGGGCUCCCCGGGCCGGGGCCGGCCGAGCCUGGGGCGCCGCUGACUCAGAGGCUCCGGCCGUCGGGGCUGAGCCUGGGCUUUGUUGUUGUGGGAUUUGCCCUGGCAGGUUAUAAAUAGCCCUGCCCUGGCCCCUGCCCCGGUUCCGGCGCCGGGCCGGGGAAGGACGCGCGGGCACGUCCCGGAGCUGUCCCGUGAGCGCCGGAGGGAGGCCUGGCCGCCAGCUGCCCUGCGCUGCCCUGCCGCCUCGGGGAGCCCCGGCGGGGGCUUGACUGACUCUUUACGUGACAAAACAACGCAACUCCGAUCAGCCUCGCUGGAGGCAGCCCCGCAGGAGCACGGAAACUCUCCCACGGGUCGGCGGAGAAGCCGGCUGGGAGCCACCAUGAAGCCGGAACGAGACGCUUUAGAUGAAUACUUUGAAUAUGAAGCAGAGGAGUUUCUUGUCUCAUUGGCCUUGUUGAUUACUGAAGGUCGAACACCAGAACAUUCUGUAAAGGGUAGGACAGAGGGUUUCCACUGCCCUCCAGCACAAUCAAGUCAACCACUAACAACUAAGCAUGAAUGCAGUGACAAACUCGCACAGUGUCGCCAAGCCAGACGAACCAGGUCUGAGGUUAUGCUGCUGUGGAAAAAUAAUAUUCCUAUCAUGGUAGAAGUGAUGCUACUUCCAGACUGUUGCUAUAGUGAUGAAGGCCCCACCACUGAAGGGAAUGAUUUAAAUGAUCCUGCAAUCAAACAAGAUGCAUUGUUAUUAGAGAGGUGGAUUUUGGAACCAGUUCCCCGACAAAGUGGAGAUCGAUUUAUUGAAGAGAAGACCCUCUUAUUGGCUGUCCGCUCUUUUGUUUUCUUUUCUCAGUUAAGUGCUUGGCUAAGUGUUUCGCAUGGUGCUGUUCCACGUAAUAUUCUGUACAGAGUAAGUGCUGCUGAUGUAGACCUGCAGUGGACUUUCUCCCAGACACCAACUGAACAUGUGUUUCCUGUUCCUAAUGUUUCUCACAAUGUGGCCUUGAAAGUCAGCGUCCAGUCUUUGCCAAGACAAUCUAACUAUCCAGUUUUGACUUGUAGUAUUCACACACACCUUGGUUUUUAUGAAAAGAGAAUUCAAGAACAUAACCUACAUCAGCACUGUGACUCCACUGAGGCACAGCAAUGCAGUAUGCCCAGUUCACAGCGCCUGUAUGGGAAACAAACAUGGACAGUAACACCUGAAGGCUUACUUAAUGCAAAAAAAUCCCCUGAAUUUACUGCAUCUGUCAAAAAUUUAAAACUGCAUCCAACAACUGGUCUUGGGUCUGACUUUGGAGCAUCACAGUCUAAAAUUCAGUGCUGUAAUUCCACAGCAGACCAUAAAACACAGAAAAAUGAAAUAUCGAUCAGAACUUUUAAAUCUUUUUCAUUGGUUGAUUCCCAUGUUUCAAAUGGCUCCUGUUUCCGUCAGCCCUUAGGAGAGACUAAUCUUUUUAUAGGUUCUUUACUUCAGGAACGACAGGAAGUUAUUGCAAGGAUUGCCCAGCACUUGGUUCACUGUGACCCAACAACUCCACCCAAAACUGGAUGCCCACUCAGUGUGCAUGAAACCAAUUCAGCUACUUCAAAAAUUUUUCGGAGUACUUACGAAGAUGAAAGCCUGCUGAGAAAAAGCAGGGAAACCUCCACUGUUUCUGUCAGUAUUCCAGAUAUUACUUCAUCAGAAGAUGGCAGUGAAGGCAAAAUGAGAGGAAUGCCAGAGAUCCCAUUGCUUGAUUCCCAUGUUCCAGUGAAUCACAGUUGCCAUCAGCCAGUAGGAGAGAUGACUAAUCCUUUGAUAGGCUCUCUACUCCAGGAGCGACAGGAAGUUAUAGCAAGGAUUGCCCAGCACCUGAUUCACUGUGAUCCAGCUACUUCACACAUUGCUGGGCGUCCAUUCAGUAUGCAUGAAGCCAGUUCAGUUGCUUCAAAAAUGUUUCGAAAUUCAUGUGAAGAGGAAAACUCCUUAAAGAGAAGCAAGGAAACAGCUUCUGUUUCUCUCUCUAAAACUGAUUUAGCUGCAUUAGAAGACCUCAAUAAACUGAAGACCAAAACACUUGAUACUCCUAUUAGUUCUUGUAGACCUGAUGGUGAAUUGAAGGCUUCUCCAAAACCCCAAGCAAGAAGGAAAUUGCUUCUAGCAAAACCUAAUGAAGUUAUCCAAAAUACAUUUCAGCAGACUUUAAAUAAAACUGUCAAUUCACUUACUAGCACGCAUACAACAUGUAUCAAAGAAAAUAAAUCUGAAUUGCCAGAUAAAUUGGAAAUAGUAUUUUCUGGUUAUCCACAUAAAGACCAAGAAACCAGUAAAAGUAUUGCUAAACAGUGUUCUAACAGCAUUGAUGACUGGAUUUGCGCAAAUAAACUAAAAGAGAAAACUAUCAUUAGUGAGAACAGCAACAUAGAGUGUGCUAACAAUCCACAGAUAGAUAGGUUAAAAAUACUUGAAAGUACAAAAAAGGCAACUCUGCAGACAUCUGACAUUUUGCACAAAAAUGACUUCAGGUGCUUAGAUAAAGACUCAAAAAAACCAAAUAUUUAUGAGCAAAAUACUCAACUCGUUAGUAUUGAAAACUAUUUAAAUAAAGACCAUGACAAUGUCAAAUGCAAAAACAAGCAAGAUAAAGUUAAAAAUGAACAUGAUGAGAAUGAAGACCCAACAGAUCAUGAACCUCAAAGCAGUUCUCAGAAGAAACUUGUAGAAGAUUAUUUGAGUAGGUGUGAACGGCUGAAGAAUACAGAUGUGCAGAAGCCAUCAUCCUUCAAACAUUCAAAUAUUUGGCGGAAACACAAUUUUCGCUCUUUAGAUGGGACUUCAACCAAGGCCUUCCAUCCUCGAACUGGAUUACCUCUUCUUUCAAGUCCUGUUCCACAGAGAAAGAUGCAGUCUGGGUGCUUUGAUCUGGAUUCAUCAUUGCUACGAUUAAAAUGCUUCUCCACAAGAAGCCAGCAACAAUGUAUAAACAGAGAGACUGAUCCAGAUGUCUAUGGAAAAUCAUUUCUGAGUUCCAGUGCUCCACCCAUAACAAGUCUUAGUCUUCUAGGAAACUUUGAGGAGUCUGUCUUGAACUAUCGUUUAGACCCUCUAGGCAUUGUUGAUGGUUUUACAGCAGAAGUGGGAGCAAGUGGAGUCUUCUGUCCCACUCACAUGACACUUCCAGUUGAAGUGUCAUUCUACAGUGUUUCAGAUGAUAAUGCGCCCUCCCCCUAUAUGGGUGUGAUUACUUUGGAGUCCCUUGGUAAAAGGGGUUAUCGGGUACCUCCUUCAGGAACAAUACAAGUGACCUUAUUUAACCCCAAUAAGACUGUGGUGAAGAUGUUUGUGGUGAUCUAUGACUUAAGGGAGAUGCCAGCCAAUCAUCAGACAUUCUUACGGCAAAGGACAUUUUCUGUUCCUGUAAGACGAGAAGUCAAGAGAAGUGUCAAUAAAGAAAACAUUCAACAGACUGAAGAAAGACUACUACGCUACCUCAUACAUCUGAGGUUCCAGAGUUCUAAAUCUGGAAAGAUCUACCUCCACAGAGAUGUACGGCUCCUGUUCUCUCGGAAGUCCAUGGAAGUUGAUAGUGGCGCUGCAUAUGAACUCAAAUCGUACACUGAAUCUCCAAUAAACCCUCAAUUCUCACCAAGAUGUUAGCAAAUAAUGAAAAUGGAAGUAUUCAUUUUACUAUUGGAUUGCUGUCUAAGAACAAAGAUUGGCAUAGAAUGCAGUAUAAAAUUCAAUACAUAAAGAAAUUAAAAUAGUGCUCAAGUGAGAGACGAGGCUCAUCUAUGAUCCUGGACCAGUUUUGUAAAAGAUUUCUUGAGUGAGCUUUGUGUAUUACAAGUAGACUGGAAGCAUACUUAUGUCUAAUCUUUUUGUACUGUUUAAAACCACUUCAUUGGAUGUGUUGCAAUAGCAAAAUCCCAAGUUAGUUUAGUGUUUACACCUUUUAUUUUAUUUUUCAGUUAUUUAAUAUUUAAUGUUUCAUUUAAUACUCAAGUGAUGUUCGUCUUUAGUGUUCUAAUGUAGCAUAAAUCCUAUGUAAAAUCAUACUAUGUAUUUUUGGCAUUAAUAAUAUUGAAAUCUGAAAUAUAUACAGAAGUCUUUAAGUCUGGGUGAUGUGUUUUUAAGUGAUAUUCAUUUAAGUUAUUGAAAAUGAGGAUUUGAACUCCCAUAACAUUAUCAUCGUAGGCAAGCAUGUGGAUUUCCUCUUGUUUUUAAUGCUUUAGUUCUUGAUGAUACCUCAUUCUCAUUGCUUUCCACACAGAUUCUAUUAACAUCUCUUUACAAUCAUAAAGCAGAAUGUGUUUUAGCUACUCACUAGUUCAACUCAUUGACCCACAUUGACCCAAUUCAUAUUUUGCUCCCUCUGUUUCUUUUUUUCACUUAAGGGCCACAAUCCCAAGAGCUUUUUUUUGUUCUAGUUAGUAGUAUAAACAUUUCACAUAAAAUUCCUCUCCCAUACCUAAUUUUCUCAAAUUGUGUUUAAAAGGAAAAAAAAAAAAGAUGUAUUGUGCAAACAAAUUAGUAUUUAUAUCCUAAAUAUAUGCGGAAACUAU